AUGGUUCAAUCUCUCAUCCAUCUUCCCGACGAGAUCUUGAGUUCUAUACUAUGCCACUCCUCCCCUCAGUCGUGUUCUGCGAUCGAACAAACCCACACGAGAUUCCGAUCCGUUACAAAUGAGCCUUUGCUAUGGCGUAGAUAUUGCCUAACGCAUUACAAAUUCUGGAGUGACUACCACGAGAUACGCUGGAAAUCGACCUGCCCGGUACACUCAGUUGACUGGAAGGCACUUUUCGUGUCCAGAGAUCAAGUUGAUCAUUCCGUGACUCGGAUUCUGGAUGGUAUCCUGGGUAGUCAGACAGGUCGCAUCGAGGGUUUUCGUUCGGUGGUGGAGUUUGGAUACGACGCCAAAGACACCCUACUACGACAUGCCAGCGUGAGCUCCGGGGAGGAUGUACUGGCCAGAAGGUGGGCUUGUCUCCAUGGAUUUGGCAUAUUUUGCCCUCAGUUCGUCACAUCUUGUGCCGAUCUCGUCAUUCUCAGUCCUCGCGAAAAGGCUCUCGCCAUUGCGUCCUGGCUUGAGGCCAAUGGUCUUACAGGGAUAGAUCCUGGGCGAGAAUAUCAUGCUUUGGAUCACAACUUCCUAGGCAUGGCACUCCAGAAUAGUGAGCACAAUUCCUUGCCACUGGUGUCCGCUGUAAUAUACUGCUUCGUUGCACGCGGCAUUGGCUUGAACGCUCAGCCUUGUGGGUUCCCGUUUCAUGUCCAUGUCAUUGUUACCCCUCAGCCGGGCUGGAACAUGGACGGCGACCCUGUGGGUGCAGAGAAGCAGGGAGAGCCUCUGUAUGUUGAUCCAUUCAGAGGGGCUCGGGAAACCCUGGCCUCGGCAUUGCGUAGCCAGUUGGCCUUCCUAGGGAUGUCACCUCUGGACCAGCUCACAAUAUUGGGCGAGUCCAGUCCCUCGGCCGUUGCUUUGCGCUGUGGUAGAAACAUUUUGAACUCGAUUCGACUUGAGACCCAGCACCCAGAGACGCCGACUACUUCGGUGGAUGUCGUGAGCGCCAAAUAUGCCGCAAUCUGGUCUGUGAUGCUGUUGUCCGAUGAUUCGAGGCCCGCAGACCUUCGCCAUUACCUGCCUCGGCUCAUGGAAUUGUUUGCUGCCGACUUUCCGUCGGAUCUUUUUCUGGUCGAGAAAUACAUUGUUCCUUUAUUUCGAGGGAUGUAUGAGCAUGAAAACAUCUUGGAAAGUCUGCAUGUAAUGAGGACCGUGGAUGAAAUCCCCAGGCAGGUUCGAAGACGAAGUGGAGGAAAUACAAACAUACGAUAUGCAGUAGGCCAGGUUUUCUGCCAUCGUCGCUAUAGCUACACGGCUAUCAUUACCGGGUGGGAUUCAGAGUGUGGUGCAGGCGAGCAGUGGAUGAUGAGAAUGGGGGUUGAUCGAUUGGAAGCUGGCAGGUAUCAAAGUUUCUAUCAUGUCCUUGUGGAGGAUCGAAGUGUCCGAUAUGUGGCAGAGGAAAAUAUUGAGCCCAUAUUGCUCAAAUUCAGUGAAUUACCAAAUAGCUUGACUGCUAUUGCAGGGAAGUAUUUCAAAUGUUGGGAUGAAAAGAAUCUUAUGUUUGUCAGUAAUAUGCGGGAUGAAUAUCCUGAUGACUAG
This is a messenger RNA of Penicillium olsonii, 1596 nucleotides long. The record is from the annotation of a GenBank genome assembly. Lineage: Eukaryota; Fungi; Ascomycota; Eurotiomycetes; Eurotiales; Aspergillaceae.